AUACGUUAUUGGCUGUAACGAUUAUGCUGAUAAACAUGUUUUGCAUAUAUUGACAAUCUGUAUAAAACGAGAGAGACGUCUAUUAGAGUGCUCAGUAUUUUAUUUUAACGAAUAACACAACGAUCAUGCAGGCCGAAUUGAAGUAUUUGUCAGGAUUUGGUUGUGAAUUUUCAAGCGAGGAUGAACGUUGUCCUGGAUCUUUACCUAUCGGCCAAAACAAUCCGCAAAAAUGUCCUUAUGGACUCUAUGCCGAACAGCUCUCUGGCACAGCUUUUACAGCACCACGUUCUCAGAACAAAAGAUCUUGGCUCUAUAGAAUCAGACCUUCCGUCGUUCACAAACCGUAUCAAAAAUUAAUGGAAAAAGAUAUUGGCCAUCUCGAUUACGAUUGGAACAUUAUGGAACCUAAUUUAAAUCAGCUGAGAUGGAAACCAUUCGACAUUCCAACAAGACAAAAUUCUGAGAUUGACUUCGUUCAAGGACUACAUACGAUAUGCGGUGCUGGCGAUUCUCAUAUUCGUCAAGGAAUUGCCAUACACGUUUAUCUCUGUAAUGUAUCGAUGAAAGAUAAAGCUUUUUAUAACGCCGAUGGAGAUUUUUUAAUCGUACCACAGUUAGGUGUCCUGUUGAUAACCACUGAAUUUGGUAAAAUCCGAUGCGAGCCCAAUGAAAUAUGUGUUAUCCAACAAGGAAUGCGUUUCUCUAUAACGGUUCUUGGUCCAUCCAGAGGUUACAUACUUGAGGUCUUUGAUAAUCAUUUCCAACUUCCCGAUUUAGGACCAAUUGGUGCCAAUGGUUUAGCGAAUGCAAGAGAUUUUCAAACGCCAAUUGCUUGUUACGAAGAUCGCGAGACAGAUUACAAAAUAAUCGGCAAAUUUCAAGGUAAAUUAUUUGUUUGCGUUCAGGAUCACAGUCCAUUUGACGUUGUAGCCUGGCAUGGGAAUUAUGUACCAUAUAAAUACAAUCUUGAAAGAUUUAUGGUCAUCAAUUCGGUUUCAUUCGAUCACUGUGAUCCAUCGAUUUUCACCGUACUUACUUGUCCUUCGUAUAAACCUGGCACUGCAGCGGCUGACUUUGUUAUUUUUCCACCGAGGUGGUCGGUACAGGAACACACCUUUCGACCUCCUUACUAUCAUCGUAAUUGCAUGACCGAAUUCAUGGGACUAAUAAAAGGGAGGUACGAAGCAAAGGAGGAAAGUUUCGAAGCUGGUGGUGCAUCGUUGCACUCGAUCAUGACACCUCAUGGUCCUGAUACCAGAUGCUACGAAAGUGCAACUAACGAUAAACUUAGACCGGAACGUAUUGCCGAUGGUACUCAGGCAUUUAUGUUUGAAACUUCGUAUAGUUUGACUUGCACAAAAUGGUCCGCUAAACUAUGUAAUAAAUUGGACGAAGAUUAUUACAAGUGUUGGGAAGGAUUGAAAAAACAUUUCAAUCUUAACAAUCAAUCUUAACGAUCUACCUGAUCUUACAAUUCUUAUCUUUUUCUUCUUAUCUUUGUUUUUUUUUUUUUUUUUUUUUUUUUUUUUUUUUUUUUAUUGUUCCUCUUUCUCUUUUUGUUUUGUUAUUUCUUUCUCUUAAAAAAGAAAUAUUAAUAAAUUACAUUUUAAUUUGAAUUAAUAGGCUUAAUUAAUACAAUUAAAAUACUAAUUGAUAUUAACUAGCUUGCGUGAAUAAAAUUCAACUAUUUGACAUACAUAUAUAAAAACCGUAAAAAAUUAGAAAUAAGAAUGAGAUUAAACCUGUUUAGAAUUUAACGAGAUGUUUAUACACUGAUUAGGCAUUAAAAUCGAAUGAUGUAGGAUUUAGUUCAACUCAAGGAUAAAUUUAUUAUCGAACAGGUUUGUUCUGAUUAUAUUCAUACUUAUGACUACUACGUAGAUAUGUAUACGCUUUUAAUACUAUUGCAAAAAUAAAUUUCUUUCUUUUUU
Molecule: messenger RNA, 1931 nt
Organism: Vespa velutina
Lineage: Eukaryota; Metazoa; Arthropoda; Insecta; Hymenoptera; Vespidae
Gene: hgo
Product: homogentisate 1,2-dioxygenase
Exons: 8
Coding region: 126-1454 (442 amino acids)
Biological process (GO): L-phenylalanine catabolic process
Cellular component (GO): cytoplasm
Molecular function (GO): homogentisate 1,2-dioxygenase activity
Source: RefSeq, a predicted model, not a curated record